AUGAUCCUUCCAAGCUACAAGUCUGCGGAAACGAGCGUGUCGGUCCAACUUCUGCUUGUAGCCCUUCUCGGCCUAUCUGUGUACUCUCUCACACAACGCUUCAUCGCGUGGAGUCGUUUGAGCCACAUCCCCGGUCCGCCUUUGGCUUCGUUCUCGAACCUAUGGUUGGUGUGGCAUGCAUAUCGAGGGACUUUGCCGUGGGCUAUCAAAGACGCCACUGAUAAAUAUGGCUCUCUCGCACGUGUAGGACUCAAUACGGUAGUGAACUCCAAUCCCGAAAGCGUGGUUAGGGUCCUCCAGCCUUGUUCCGGCUUCAUCAGGGCUCUUGACUACCAAGCUGCGCGUUUCAGGCCGGGUAGUGAUAACAUACUGUCUAUGCGAGAUGAAAAGGCUCAUAAGGUCUUGAAGUCAAAGACCACUGCCGGGUAUAACGGCAAGGACGUCGAGGGCCUGGAGGGCCAAAUUGACAAAGUCGUAGAGACUUUUAUCGACCUUAUUGAGAGGAAAUACUUAUCCACAUCGACUGACUACAGGCCAGUUGACCUGGCACGUAUAACGCAGUAUUUCACUUUGGAUGUCAUCAUGUCUAUUGCUUUUGGGAGCAAUUUCGGGCACCUGGAGUCCGACUCAGAUGUUUAUCAAUAUCUCCAUAUGAUGGAGAGCUUCAUGCCCAUGGUUGCUAUUAUCUUGGUUUACCCUUGGCUGUGUGAUAUUCUGGAGUCGAGAUUCUUGCAUAUGAUGGGCCCGAAGGAUACUGAUAAGACGGGGAUGGGAAAGGUUAUGGGAUUUGCCAAAGAAGUGGUGAGCCAGCGUUUUGGUCCGAAAAAGAUCAUCCGUAAGGACAUGUUAGGCAGUUUUAUUGCGCACGGCAUGACUCAAGACGAAGCAAAUUCAGAGACUCUAGUUCAGAUUGUGGCAGGAUCCGACACCACAGCAACAACAAUUCGGGCGACGUUCCUCCACAUCAUAAGUUCCCCACACAUUUAUUCGACGCUCCGCAAAGAAAUCGAUAACGUCAGCCAUUUAUCCUCGCCCGUCACUGAUGCCGAGGCGAAGAGAUUGCCUUACCUCCAAGCAGUCAUUGAGGAAGGGCUCCGCUACUGGCCACCGAUUGGUCUCCUUGCGUCGAAGAUUGUGCCCAAGGGAGGUGCUACAAUCAAUGGCUUCUUUCUUCCGGAAGACUCUAGCAUCGGGGUCUCCACUAUGGGGAUCCAGAGAUCGAAAGAGAUUUUCGGGGCCGAUGCAGAUGAAUUCCGACCUGAAAGAUGGUUGAGUUUUGGGGAAGGCGAAGCUGAGAAGGCUAGGGAGAAGAGAAUGCGCAGCACUGUCGGUCAAGUGUUCGCCUCGGGGAAGUAUACCUGCCCUGGUAGACCGGUGGCUAUGAUGGAGCUCAAUAAGAUUUUUGUGGAGGUCUUGCGCAAGUACGAUAUCACCCUGGUGAAUCCUUCUCGGCCGUGGAGGUCAGUCUAUGCUGGGGUCUGGAUGCAAAAGGACUUGUGCGUCCGCAUCAGCAGGCGAGCGCCUUGA
This is a messenger RNA of Penicillium hordei, 1527 nucleotides long. Its product is annotated as cytochrome P450. The record is from RefSeq and is a predicted model, not a curated record. The transcript is spliced from 6 exons. The coding region runs from base 1 to 1527 and encodes 508 amino acids. Lineage: Eukaryota; Fungi; Ascomycota; Eurotiomycetes; Eurotiales; Aspergillaceae. Gene Ontology annotation, molecular function: heme binding; monooxygenase activity; iron ion binding.